ACAGGAUUGAUGACUUCUCUUCGGAAGUUUUACCUUAUAUUAGCAUUUUCGAAGAGGGAACUAAAUAAUUCAUAAAUGUAGGAAUACUGUGUAGAUAAAAUACUGCGAGGACAAAAAUAGCUUUUUGUCAAUUUUUCGGUAGGAUGAAAUGAAAUGUGCACAUUUAGACCUCUCGUCACAGGAGUUUUGAGACCUGACCUGCUUAAAACAUCAUGGGUGGAGCGGCAGUAGACACUGGUGACAGUGGGGUCAAGGCACCUGAUGGAGGUUGGGGUUGGGCUGUACUCUUCGGGUGCUUUGUCAUUACCGGUUUCUCCUACGCAUUUCCCAAAGCAGUCAGCGUCUUCUUCAAGGAGCUCAUCCAGGAGUUUGGAGUGGGCUACAGUGACACUGCUUGGAUCUCCUCCAUUCUUUUGGCAAUGCUUUAUGGUUCCGGGCCGCUGUGUACUAUCUUGGUGAACCGUUUUGGGUGUCGGCCAGUUAUGUUGGUCGGUGGCCUUUUGGCCUCCUCUGGAAUGAUCCUUGCAUCCUUUUCAACCAGCAUCAUACAUAUUUAUCUCUGCACGGGAGUCAUAACAGGUUUGGGUCUCUCCCUGAACUUCCAGCCAUCCCUCAUCAUGCUGAACAGAUACUUUAGUGAGAAGCGGCCCUUGGCUAAUGGUCUAGCUGCAGCGGGAAGUCCUGUGGCUCUGUGCUGUUUGUCUCCUCUUGGUCAGGUCCUUCAGUACAAGUUUGGUUGGCGUGGAGGCUUUCUCAUCCUAGGAGGCCUGCUGCUGAACUGCUGUGUGUGCGGUGCCCUCAUGAGGCCCUUGGUGGCUCCAAAAAAGAGCGAGGUUGCUGAACCUGAAAAAGUUGCACAAUCUAAACCAAAACCCAAGCUACUUGACUUUAGCGUCUUCAAAGACCGCGGGUUUUUGAUUUACACAGCGGCUGCCGCUAUUAUGGUGCUUGGACUUUUCGUACCUCCCGUGUUUGUGGUUAGCUACGCAAAGGAACUAGGUAAUGAGGAUACAAAAUCUGCCUUGCUGCUCACCAUUCUGGGGUUCGUCGAUAUGUUCGCCCGGCCCACGUGUGGAGUUAUUGCUGGACUCAAGUGGGUGCGCCCCAGAUGCGUCUACCUCUUUAGUUUCGCUAUGAUCUUCAACGGCAUCACCGAUCUUGUAGGCUGCUUUUCCAAAGACUAUCCAGCUCUCGUGGUCUACUGCAUAUUUUUCGGCAUCUCUUACGGUAUGGUUGGAGCCCUGCAGUUUGAAGUGUUGAUGGCCAUAGUGGGAACGGAGAAGUUCUCAAGUGCGAUCGGCUUGGUGCUGUUGGUUGAAGCCUUCGCUGUGUUGGUGGGACCUCCUGGAGCAGGUCUCCUACUGGAUGCCACCAAGAACUACAAGUACGUAUUCCUGCUGGCAGGGUGUGAGGUUGUUCUCUCCUCACUUGUGCUCGCCAUCUGUAAUUGGCUCUUUAUCAAGAAAAAGCCGCAAGAGCCGGAUCCUCCAGCUAAGAUGGAGAUGGCCGUUUCAGAUGCAGAGAUGGAGGUUCUCAACAAAGCUCCACAAGAGGAUCCGGAAAACAAAGAUGAUGUGGAAGGAACUGGAAAAGCGCAACAGGAAAUCGUAAAACCCAAGGAUGACAAAGUCAAAGAGCCUGAAAGCUCAGGGGUGGACUCUGUAGAAAUAGACGUUUCCAAAAAGUUGACUGAAGAAAACGGUGUUGUGGUAGAACCUGAAUCCUCCCUCUGAAGAUGCUAGUGUAGAACAAUAGAUAUGAAAACGUGCUCGGUCAGUGAAAAAAUGAGAUGCUUAACUCUCAAAGAUGUUUGUUGUUGUUGUGUAUGCUUGUGUAUCACGCUUUGUGUGUCUCUCAACUGGCUACAGAGAACUGCUUUGAGACCUGCUUUGCGUCCAAGAUGUGAUUGUUAAGGCCUGUUCCUGCUACGUACGCUAACAGAUAUCGGGAUAUGUUCUUGUACAGUCAGUGUAGUUUAUGAUGGUGCUGAACCGACAGAAUAUUUAUUUGUUGAUCCAAUAUAUUUGGAUAAAUUUUAAGGAGAGAUUUUACGAUUUUUUAAAACUUAUUCUAGUGGCACCAAAUGUGAUACACUCCGAGCUAGUGCAGGGAACCAGCAAUGUUAAGGAUUACCAGCUUGAUUUGUGGCAUAUCCUGUUUGGUGUGGCUUGUCUGCUGUAAAUUCUAUUUUCUGUAAUCUUAUUUUUUUAACUGUCCUAAGAGAGCACAGGAGUGUAAGAUUAUUUAUUUUUGGUGGUUUCAAAGCCAUGUGUUUGGGACAAUUCCAAACACUUUGGUUUGUAUGAAACGCGGGGUCCUUGUUAGUCUUUUCUUAAAUAAACACGCGCAUAUUCAGAAUUUGCAAAAUAUGUGUAUUAUUUAGGAUAUAAUUGGACAUAGUUUUGUAGUGUUUUUGUUGCUAUUCUAAUGUUAUCAGUAUUUAUAAUAGAUACAGUGUUGAUGUCAGUUGGCAGCUAGACCCGUUUUAUUCAUCUAAACUUCAUAACAACUGCAUCAAUCACAAGGAGAGGACCAUUUUAUGCAUUUGUACAGGAUAUGUAAAAUGUCUAUAUAUUUUUUUUCCCAUACUCAAUGUGAAUACGUUUCAUUGGGUACCCAUUUGGACAGCAAGAACCUUGAUAAAAAAAGAUGACCAUAGAUAUUUGGGCUUAUAAAAACCUUCCAGUAUACCAACCUUCUUAUCAUCUGUAUUUUGUACUUAAGACACUGAUAUGUUUGGUUGUGCCUUAAAUCUGAUUUGUUUCCCUAAUUUAGUUCUAGAAAUAAAUCAAUCAUUUUCCUCUC
Triplophysa dalaica is the source of this 2805-nucleotide messenger RNA. It is a transcript of the gene slc16a3b, whose product is annotated as solute carrier family 16 member 3b. Gene Ontology annotation, biological process: monocarboxylic acid transport; transmembrane transport. The transcript has 5 exons. Gene Ontology annotation, cellular component: membrane. The record is from RefSeq and is a predicted model, not a curated record. Gene Ontology annotation, molecular function: monocarboxylic acid transmembrane transporter activity. The coding region runs from base 213 to 1733 and encodes 506 amino acids. Lineage: Eukaryota; Metazoa; Chordata; Actinopteri; Cypriniformes; Nemacheilidae.